ACUCAUUCUUGCCGCGUCACCCUCCAGCGCCACCCAAACUUCUUCGGUUCUAGAGAUCGAGAAGAACUAAGCCAAACAUACACAAUCAACAUGAAACUCGUAAUUCUGCUAUCUUUUGUUGCGACAGUUGCGGUUUUUGCGGCUCCAUCGGCUCCGGCAGGUCUCGAGGAGAAGCUGCGUGCUCUUCAGGAGCAACUGUACAGUCUGGAGAAAGAGAACGGAGUUGAUGUGAAGCAAAAGGAGCAACCAGCAGCAGCCGACACAUUCCUUGGAUUUGUUCCACAGAAGAGAAUGGUCGCGUGGCAGCCGAUGAAGCGGUCGAUGAUCAAUGAGGAUUCUAGAGCUCCAUUGCUCCACGCAAUCGAAGCCCGCUUGGCCGAAGUGUUGAGAGCCGGAGAACGCCUCGGAGUCAACCCGGAGGAAGUUUUGGCGGAUCUUCGUGCUCGUAAUCAAUUCCAAUAAAUAUUCUUUGCCCUAAAUACUUUAAAUUAUCCAUCUGACAACUAAAAUUUCGGUUCUUCUUGGCUUCUUCUAUUUGUGAAAUGGUUUAUUUUCCCCCGAACUCUCAAAAGGUUUAAAUAUUGUUCGAUUACCCCUUUUUAUCAAUUAUUUUCUUCAAUUUCUUAUUUAUCAUUAUUUUUCUAAACGAAGACGGAUGUGAUUUUAAAUUAUGUUAAUGGACUAUUUUACAAACUGAAUAAAUUCAGCAUGUUG
Messenger RNA from Caenorhabditis elegans, 714 nucleotides. RefSeq names its product Peptide P4 (gene nlp-40). Gene Ontology annotation, cellular component: extracellular region; cytoplasmic vesicle. Lineage: Eukaryota; Metazoa; Nematoda; Chromadorea; Rhabditida; Rhabditidae. The transcript has 4 exons. The coding region runs from base 91 to 462 and encodes 123 amino acids. The record is from RefSeq and is marked reviewed.